CAACACUACUAUAUAACAAAUAAUUUGAGGGCAGGAUGUUUGGUCUGAUAGCACGCAGUUCCAGCAGGCUGUUAACUCAAACACGUACAGUGUCGAGAUUAGCGCACACAAAUCCUCUCUCAAGUUUAUCUGGGGUGCACGUGUCGCACCGUACCCUCAGUUCGGCUACUGAAGAACCGGAGGAAGUCAGCUCUUUGCCUGAUAAUAGAUUUGAAGGGGUGGGACAACCUUUUGAUAAGCAAAUCGCAGGAAUUCUUUCCCAGCCACUCGAUGAUGCUGAGGUUAUUCUAGAAAGAGGCGGCACUCUCAAAGUGUCAGAGGAGUACUACAAGGACACACUUAACAAAGCUUUUGGAGUUGGUGGCUGGGCUCUCGUUCCUUGUGGAGAAAUCAAAGAUUUGGAUCUGUCAGAAAGUGGAGAACAAAAGCAGUUUGUUACCUUGAUAAGGGAAUACUCUCUGUAUUGCCACGAGCGAUUUGUAUCCCAAGCAUUUGGUGAAACACCCUUUUACACCGGCAAACAGUACUACUCUGAUGCUACAGAGAAAAUAAAGUUUUCUGCCCUGACGAGGUGUUGCAAGGAUCUCGGAAUUGCUAGUGAGUUGUGGAACAAGAGGUGGUCGGAGAACUGGAAGUCUAAGUUCGCACACCAGGAAUGGGUGGAGAACACCACUAAUAGCAGGAAGAGUCAGCUGUGGAAACGUAAGGAUGAGGACUGGACCUGGCCCUACAAGAAAACCACAUUCCAGAAAUCUUACUAAACAAGCGAAUUAUUAGAAAUAUCCUGGUACCUAUAAUAAUAUCCCGGUUUUAAAGGAUUAUUGGUUACAAUUUUCCUGAACUUCGGUGUGAAGACUGGAAUUUGAAGAGGUUCUCACACAGAAACUGUAUUGCGAUUAUUGCGAUCACUAUUUGUUGGACAAGUGUUUUUUAAAACAAUUUUACAUAGAUCAAAAGAUGUUUUUAUUAUCUCUUAAAUUAUUACUUUAAAUACGGCGGAACUCCAUUAAAGUAUUUAUUUUGUAAUAGAAUUUUCGCGAAAUUCAUUUAUAGCAUGAUAGCGAAUAUGGCAGAAUUUUAAAUUUGGAGUAUUUUUUAUUUUUUUAGUUUAAUACUUAUAAAAGUUGGAUAAUCUGCUCUCAACAUCCUCAAACGCAUCCUUGUUUGAAUAUUCUCUUCAAAUAUGCUUAGUUGUUUGCUUGGUUGUUUUUAGCAUCCUGAAUAUUUGAAUGGUUGAGAUUUAAAGUGAACUUGAUAUCGAAUCACUACAACAUUGUGAUAGUCUGUGUAGAUAAUUUUCACAAAUAAUAACACGAAUUUGAAACGACGAAAGAUUUUAAAUUAUCAUCAAUUUUAUUUUAAAUUAUUUAAUAACUGCUAUUUCAAGCUCCUAAUUUAUUCAUUUAAUUUCUUACAGCUUUA
Molecule: messenger RNA, 1422 nt
Organism: Bolinopsis microptera
Lineage: Eukaryota; Metazoa; Ctenophora; Tentaculata; Lobata; Bolinopsidae
Exons: 6
Coding region: 36-761 (241 amino acids)
Biological process (GO): recombinational repair; interstrand cross-link repair
Cellular component (GO): mitochondrial nucleoid; mitochondrial chromosome
Molecular function (GO): single-stranded DNA binding
Source: RefSeq, a predicted model, not a curated record